Molecule: messenger RNA, 1735 nt
Organism: Mercenaria mercenaria
Lineage: Eukaryota; Metazoa; Mollusca; Bivalvia; Venerida; Veneridae
Product: intraflagellar transport protein 25 homolog
Exons: 4
Coding region: 86-502 (138 amino acids)
Biological process (GO): intraciliary transport
Cellular component (GO): intraciliary transport particle B; centrosome; cilium
Source: RefSeq, a predicted model, not a curated record
CUUUCUCUAUUAUUACUACAGUAAGCAUUUGUUUAAUUAAGAUUGCAUAUUUCGUUCACAAGGAAAACAAUCUCAAAAUAUUAAAAUGUUUGACGUUGGACACAGAGGCGGUGGUGCUAGUAUUGUUCUAGCAACAUCAAAUGAUCGGAAGUACCCUCCUGAAAACAUGAUAGAUGGAUCUGAGGAGACAUUUUGGACAUCAACUGGGUUAUAUCCACAAGAAUUUAUCAUGGGAUUUGGACAUAUGAUGGAUAUUCAGAGAGUCAAUCUGUCCAGUUAUAACAUAAGACAUAUCCAGGUAGAGAAAUGCGACACGCAGGAUCCUACAUCAUUUGAACCACUAGUCGAGAAAGACCUACCACAAACAGAUGGACAGUUGCAGCAUGAAGAUAUAGAAGUAAGGACUCAAGCCACCUAUCUCAGAUUUAUCAUAGAUUCUGGUUAUGACCACUUUGUUGCUAUUCAUAAACUAAACAUUGCAGGAAAUGCUCUCCAUGGAUAGCGCAGAUUGACACUUAUACUACUUCAGAUAUGUUCAAAUACAAAUGUAUAUCUUAAUACCGAACGAAUAGAGAGUGUUCUUAAAAUAAUACAUUUUAGAAUAUCUUAAAUUGGAAGUUUUUUUUUUUUAUUUUGCAGAAAUAUAAAUGUUGGAGAUUUCAUCAGAAUUAAAGCUUUAUUUAACCUUUAGCCUGCUGGUGGCAAGUGAUUCUGCCUUUGCGACCAGUGCAGGCACAUAUCCUUGCAGGCUGAUCAUUGUCUGCUCUGUUCGCUAUUCAGUCAGUAAAUUUUCAGUGAACACCCCUUCGAAUAAUAAAUGGUAUUGCCCAAAUUGAAUGAUGGACCAGUCCAUUUUAGAAAUUUAGCAGGCUAAGGGUACGAAGUGUAUGUUUCAUCAGUCAUGAAGUAGACAUGUUGCUAAGUAUUAAAAUUUAGAUGUCGACAGUAAGCUUUGUAUGGGCAUGUGACUUAUGAAUUUGGGUUAGUGAUUUGAUGUAUCAUUUUGAAUUCACACAACAUUCCAUACUCAAGUUUUCAUUGAGAGUUGCAGGAAUUCAUGCAUAUAUGCAUUUUUAGCUCAUCUAAUUUUUCGAAAAAAAAAUGAUGAGUUAUUGUCAUCACUUGAUCGGCGCCUGUGUCCGCGUUGCCUGGUUAAGUUUUAUGUUUAGGUCAGCUUUUCUCCUAAACUAUCAAAGGUAUUGCUUUGAAACUUGCAACACUUGUUCACCAUCAAUAGCUGACCCUGUACAGCAAGAAACAUUAUUCCAUCCUGCUUUUUGCAAGAAUUAUGGGCCCUUUUGGACUUAGAAAAUAUUAGAUUUCUUGGUUAAGUUUUAUGUUUAGGUAAACUUUUCUCCUAAACUUUCAAAGCUAUUGCUUUGAAACUUGCAGCACUUGUUCUCCAUCAUAAGCUGACCAUGUCCAGCAAGAAACAAAACUCCAUCCUGCUUUUUGCAAGAAUUAUGGCCCCUUUUGGACUUAGAAAAUCAGAUUUCUUGGUUAAGUUUUGUGUUUAGGUCAGCUUCCAAUAUUUCUAUUAUACAGAGACAUAAAAUCAGAUGAGCGUCUGCACCCACAAGGCGUUGCUCUUGUUUCUCUGAGAGUUCAGGACAAACAUAGUUGUUGAAAUAAAAAUAUAAGAAUUAUCCUUAUUCUCUCUGUUCACUCUGUUAAUUAUUGUAUGUUUAGAUAUAUUGACAUUCCGUCCAAUUUAAAUAAAGUAUGUCAGUUUGUA